AUGGCUUACAACUACAAUCCAUAUAACAAUUCUUAUCCACCUCCACCUCCACCUCCAAUGCCUCCAAUUCCACAACAAAUGCCAAUUGGUUAUGGCGCACAGCCAGUUAUGAUGCCAAGGCCGCCACCUAUGGUUGCACCUUAUCCAAUUAUGGCUCCGGCCGCCCCGCCAACAACAGUUAUUAUUCGAGAAGAACCUCACCAUCAUCACGGAUUAUUGCACCACUUAAAUCCAUUCCGGCACCAUAAUCAUAAUCGGGAUCAUUGUUAA
This is a messenger RNA of Caenorhabditis angaria, 270 nucleotides long. NCBI's taxonomy places the organism in Eukaryota, Metazoa, Nematoda, Chromadorea, Rhabditida, Rhabditidae. The record is from the annotation of a GenBank genome assembly.